GGGGCUGCUCCGCCUUCGGGCUCGGUUUGAAAUUCCGCGGUGACCUAACGGCUCGCGGAGCCGCGGCUUGAAGCAAGACAGCCGGUGCUUGUGGGAGGUUGCUGCGCCCAGCCCCGCGCGGAGGAGGUUUGGGGCCUCGACGGCCGGCUGCCUGGAGCGUCCGCCAUGAGGAGAAGUGAGGUGCUGGCAGAGGAGUCAAUAGUAUGUCUCCAGAAAGCUCUGAAUCACCUUCGGGAAAUCUGGGAAUUAAUUGGGAUUCCAGAGGACCAGCGGUUACAAAGAACUGAGGUUGUAAAGAAGCAUAUCAAGGACCUCCUGGAUAUGAUGAUUGCUGAAGAGGAAAGCCUGAAAGAAAGGCUCAUCAAAAGCAUUUCCAUCUGUCAAAAAGAGCUGAAUACCCUGUGCAGCGAGUUACACGUCGAGCCAUUUCAGGAAGAAGGAGAGACGACCAUCUUGCAGCUAGAAAAGGAUUUGCGCACUCAGGUAGAACUGAUGCGAAAACAGAAAAAGGAACGAAAACAGGAACUCAAACUACUUCAAGAACAAGAUCAAGAGCUGUGUGAGAUUCUUUGCAUGCCCCACUAUGGCAUCGACAGCACCUCAGUUCCCAGCUUAGAAGAGCUGAGCCAAUUUAGACAGCACGUGGCCUCAUUGAGGGAAACAAAGGCGUCUAGACAUGAGGAGUUUGUCAACAUAAAGAGACAGAUCAUCCUGUGUAUGGAGGAAUUAGAUCACACCCCAGACACAAGCUUUGAAAGAGAUGUGGUGUGUGAAGAUGAAGAUGCCUUUUGUUUAUCUCUGGAGAAUAUUGCAACACUACAAAAGUUGCUUCGGCAGCUGGAAAUGAGAAAAUCACAAAAUGAAGCAGUGUGUGAGGGUCUGCGAGCUCAGAUCCGAGAGCUCUGGGACAGGUUGCAGAUACCUGAAGAAGAGAGAGAAGCUGUGGCCACGGUUAUGACUGGGUCAAAGGCCAAGGUCAGGAAAGCGCUGCAAUUGGAAGUGGAUCGGUUGGAAGAACUGAAGACACAAAACAUGAAGAAAGUGAUUGAGGCAAUUCGAGUGGAGCUGGCUCAGUACUGGGACCAGUGUUUCUACAGCCAGGAGCAGAGACAGGCUUUUGCCCCCUACUAUGCGGAGGACUACACGGAAAAUCUGCUCCAGCUCCAUGAUGCUGAGAUCGUGCGGUUAAGAAACUACUAUGAGGUUCACAAAGAACUCUUUGAAGGUGUCCAGAAGUGGGAAGAAAGCUGGAGACUUUUCUUGGAGUUUGAGAGAAAAGCUUCAGAUCCAAGUCGCUUUACAAACCGUGGAGGAAAUCUUCUAAAAGAAGAAAAGCAACGAGCCAAGCUUCAAAAAACGCUCCCCAAGUUGGAAGAGGAGUUGAAGGCACGGAUUGAAAUGUGGGAACAGGAGCAUUCGAAGGCAUUUGUGGUGAAUGGGCAGAAAUUCAUGGAGUACGUGAUGGAGCAAUGGGAGAUGCAUCGACUGGAGAAGGAGCGAGCCAAGCAAGAAAGACAACUCAAGAACAAGAAGCAGACAGAGACAGAGAUGCUCUAUGGCAGUGCUCCCCGAACCCCUAACAAGCGGCGAGGACUGGCACCCAACACACCGGGCAAAGUGCGCAAGCUGAACACCACCACCACGUCCAACGCUACGGCCAACAGCAGCAUUCGGCCGGUCUUCGGGGGGACAGUCUACCGUUCGCCCGUGUCUCGACUCCCACCUUCUGGCAGCAAGCCAGUCACCACUUCCACUUGUUCGGGGAAAAAAACACCCCGUGCUGGGAGGCAUGGAGCCAACAAGGAGAACCUGGAGCUCAAUGGCAGCAUCCUGAGCGGUGGGUACCCCGCCUUGGCCCCCCUCCAGCGCAACUUCAGCAUUAAUUCUGUUGCCAGCACCUAUUCUGAGUUUGCGAAGGAUCCGUCCCUCUCUGACAGCUCCACUGUUGGGCUUCAGCGAGAACUUUCAAAGGCUUCCAAAUCUGAUGCUACUUCUCGAAUUCUCAAUUCGACCAACAUCCAGUCCUGAGAAGCCCUGAUCAGUCAGCUGCUGUGGCUUCCUGUGCUUAGACUAGAUCUGAUUAUACAGGGGGGGAUCUUUCUUGAGUUUAGGUGUGCUUGAAAAUCUGGUUCCACUGCCACGGGCCUAACGACAGAAGUGAAUGAGAGGCACAGAUGAAAAUCCAUCUCUGAUGGAUGGUUUAGUGGGUCUUCAACAACUUGAUUUUGUUUUGACCCAAGAAAUACAUUAAGACUUAGUUGAUAGCGGUAAGUGCAAAUUUUAGCAGAUGGAACCUGAUUUCUUUGCCCCAUCAUUCUACUUGCUGAAGCACGGUCAAGGGCUUGUUGUAUGUCACCGUUGUGUAGGAAAAUGACUGUGCCCGUCCUGGGGGCAUGGGACAGGAAGUAAUGUUGGCUCGUACCCUUAGAAUUAGUAAUUGACACUUUUUUUGCUUAGGGAUGUUCCAUGAAUGCUCUAGCUGUGAGAGCUUUUUGCUCUCACCUAAAGAUCUGUCUCCACCACACAGGAUAGCCUUCCUCCUGAUGAGGAUGUCUGUGUCAGAAGGUGAGAUGGCCUGACCUACUGCCAAAGAGGUGACAGGGAGGCUGGGAGCUCCUUUGUUCAGUUGUGUACAGUUAUGUAGUUACAUAGUGCAAUGCCCUCUGUGGGGAUAUGUGUGUAUGAACACACAUGCUUACCUGAACUCUGGUUCUGUAAUUUUCUCUGGGUCGAGGCCCCCCGCCCUGUGCCCACUGUGCCGGAGUUCAUCUGGCCCCUGCAGUUGGCAGUCACUUUGGGAGGCGGUCGGGCCAUUUCUGUCCCGGAGAUCUGGAACUUUGCACAUAUCAGUACUGGGCAGUUGUUCCUGCUACAGCGUCCACAUCCUCACCUGCUCUAUCAAUCACUACUGCUCUCCCCGAAGCACUAUUUAUUCUCACUCUGCCUGCGCCAGUACGACUGUCAGCACGUUCGAUGGUUCUUGAAAGCGUAGCAGCACAGGUUGGUUCUGUGUCCGCCAUCCUGCUUAGACGUAUACAGGUCCUGUUUUUAAAUAUAAAUAUAUUCUUGAAAAUAAAUUAAUGUGUAUACUUACGUUUCAAAAAGA
Callorhinus ursinus (northern fur seal) is the source of this 3106-nucleotide messenger RNA. It is a transcript of the gene PRC1, whose product is annotated as protein regulator of cytokinesis 1. The record is from RefSeq and is a predicted model, not a curated record. Gene Ontology annotation, molecular function: microtubule binding. NCBI's taxonomy places the organism in Eukaryota, Metazoa, Chordata, Mammalia, Carnivora, Otariidae. Gene Ontology annotation, cellular component: mitotic spindle midzone; spindle; cytoplasm. Gene Ontology annotation, biological process: mitotic spindle midzone assembly; microtubule cytoskeleton organization.